This is a messenger RNA of Archocentrus centrarchus (flier cichlid), 1740 nucleotides long. It is a transcript of the gene zfp36l1a, whose product is annotated as zinc finger protein 36, C3H type-like 1a. Gene Ontology annotation, molecular function: mRNA binding; metal ion binding. The transcript has 2 exons. The record is from RefSeq and is a predicted model, not a curated record. Lineage: Eukaryota; Metazoa; Chordata; Actinopteri; Cichliformes; Cichlidae. Bases 92 to 1207 code for a protein of 371 amino acids.
AGAGUUCAGCAGUUCUCCGCAAGUUUCUAACAAGUAGACUGGCUUUCUUUUUUUAAAUUCCUUUCGUGAUUUGAUUCUGGUCGCUGCAAAGAUGACCACAGCCGUGGUAUCGCCUUUCUUCGACUUCGAAGGAAUGAACAAGAACAACAAACUGCUUGGCUACAACAGCAACUUGGGUGUCUCCCAUACCAUUUCUGGUCCUUGCACUAGCACCAACAUGCCCAUCUCCAGCUCCGCCGGACCCCUGCUGGACAGGAAGGCGGUGGGAUCUCCCUCAGUGGGAGGUGUGUACCAGCGGCGGCACUCUGUCAGCAGCACAAAGUUCAACCAGAACCAAUUUCUGAAUAGCCUGAAGGCAGUGGACCACUCCUCACUCAUCUCAGGGGUUGGCAGUGCCAGCAACAACAAGGAGAACCGCCUGCGAGACCGCUCCUACUCCGAGACGGGCGAGAGGCUCAUCAACAAGUGCCUGGGCCCUGCCAGCCCCACCAACAACAGCCAAGUGAACUCCAGCCGUUACAAGACAGAGCUCUGCAGGCCCUUUGAGGAAAACGGUUCCUGCAAAUAUGGUGACAAAUGCCAAUUUGCUCACGGAAUCCAUGAACUGCGCAGCCUGAGCCGCCAUCCCAAGUACAAAACUGAGCUGUGCCGCACCUUCCACACCAUCGGUUUCUGCCCAUACGGGCCUCGCUGCCAUUUCAUCCACAACGCCGAGGAGCGUCGCGGACCUCCCCCACAGUCCUCCCCUCUAAACUCUUCAAACAAGAUGGACCGGCCUAGACUGCAGCACAGCUACAGCUUUGCGGGUUUCUCCAACUCAGCUGGGCUGAGAGACAGCCCCACUUCGGUCACCCCUCCACCCAUGUUCUUCCCUGAUGAGCUCCCAGAUUGGCACAGCAGUAAUCCCUUCACCUACUCCAGCCAGGAGCUGGCCAGCCUGUUCGGGCCCAGCCUUAGUGCCGGUACUGUAGGAACAGAACCCAACACACCUGCACCUCCCUCUCCAACGAGCACAUCUUACUGUUUCAGACCUAUGUUGGAGUCCCCUCAGAUUUUGGAUUCGUUAUCCAGCCCUCAAGACUCUCUGUCAGAUCAAGAGGGCUACCAGAGCAGCUCUGGUAGCAGCCUGUGUGGCUCUGAGUCCCCCACGCUGGACAGCAGCCGCCGCCUUCCCAUCUUCAGCCGCCUCUCCAUUACUGAUGACUAGAUUGCACGCAUCCACCAGUGACUUUAAGUUUGACGAGACAAAGAACAUGGCACUCCCCUCUACCUCUGCCCUUGAAGCUCCCCAGUCGUCCCUUGCUCAUCACGUUAGUUCCUUGUUAGCAUUAUGAGGAUGUAAUCAAUUAAGGGAACCCUCAGCUCAAAUCAUUUCAUCCCAGUUAAUCUGCACAGCAAGUUUUAAAAGAAAGUACCCUGCCAUGUGUCAUAGUGCCAAAAAAAAGGAGAGGAAAUUGAACAAUAAAAAUUGAGAACAAGAUUUGACUGUUUAUGCCAGGUGCCACUUGUUUUUUUUUGUUUGUUUGUUUUUCUCCUUCUUCUUCAUGUAUUCUUGAAUGUGUAGCAGCACAAGUGGCCUUGGAAAGGGGAGUGCUUUGCACUAGCCCUCAGCCCCCUCCCCUACCAUCCUCCCUGAUGAUACCACUUCCCCUGAGCUAACUGGAGGGUGCUCAGUAAUGAAUCAGUAGCUCUACAUCGCAGAUGUUUUUACAGACUGAGUUAAGACAGAUGGAGUAAAAA